AAAACUCCCCCAAUUCCCAUCUAACGCAGCUCUCCCCACUCCCCUUUUCUUUCUUCUAGGGUUUCGCGACUGGCGCCGGUCUGCCCACCGCCGGAUCCACUCUUUUGAUCGUUCAUCAGCUGCGGAAAGGCUUCUGGCACCAAUCUCCCCGACGAUUUCGAGUAGGGUAUGGCGAUGGAAGUUACCCAGAUCCUCCUGAACGCACAGUCGGUGGAUGGUAGUGUCCGAAAACAUGCAGAAGAAAGCUUGAAACAGUUUCAAGAACAAAACCUUUCUGCAUUUUUGCUAUCACUUUCUAAUGAAUUGGUAAGCAAUGAGAAACCAGUUGAUAGCCGUAAGUUAGCAGGUUUGGUUCUUAAAAACGCUUUGGAUGCUAAAGAGCAGCACAGGAAAAGUGAGCUUGCCCAAAGAUGGCUAUCUUUAGAUAUAGCUGUCAAGGCUCAAGUCAAAGCAUGCUUGCUACAAACCCUUGCUUCCCCUGUUCCUGAUGCUAGGUCCACUGCAUCUCAAGUCAUUGCCAAGAUUGCAGGUAUCGAACUACCUCAGAAGCAGUGGCCUGAACUAAUAGGUUCGCUGCUGUCCAACAUACACCAGCUUCAGCCUCAUGUUAAGCAAGCCACACUAGAAACCCUUGGUUAUUUAUGUGAGGAAGUCUCCCCACAAGUUGUUGAUCAAGAUCAAGUGAACAAGAUACUUACUGCGGUUGUUCAGGGCAUGAAUGCUUCUGAGGGGAGUAGUGAUGUCAGACUGGCUGCCACACGAGCAUUGUAUAAUGCACUAGGAUUUGCACAAGCAAAUUUCUCGAAUGAUAUGGAGAGGGAUUAUAUCAUGAGAGUUGUUUGUGAAGCAACCUUAUCCCAAGAGGUAAAGAUACGGCAGUCUGCAUUUGAGUGCUUGGUAGCCAUCUCAUCUACCUACUAUGACAAGCUUGCAUCGUACAUGCAAGACAUUUUCACUAUCACAGCGAAAGCAGUGAGGGAAGAUGAUGAACCUGUUGCUCUUCAGGCCAUAGAGUUUUGGAGCUCAAUCUGCGAUGAGGAGAUUGACAUCUUAGAUGAAUAUGGAGGUGACUUUACUGCUGAUUCGGACAUCCCUUGCUAUUACUUCAUCAAGCAAGCUCUACCUGCUUUAGUUCCAAUGCUCCUGGAGACACUUCUCAAGCAGGAGGAGGAUCAAGAUCAGGAUGAAGGAGCUUGGAAUCUUGCAAUGGCAGGUGGAACAUGCUUGGGACUCGUUGCACGAACAGUUGGAGAUGAUAUAGUUCCUCUUGUAAUGCCUUUCAUCGAGGAAAAUAUAACAAAACCAGAUUGGAGGCAAAGAGAAGCGGCAACUUAUGCAUUUGGAUCGAUUUUGGAGGGUCCAUCCCCCGACAAGCUCACACCUAUUGUCCAUGUUGCACUAAGCUUUAUGCUGACUGCAUUGAUGAAUGAUCCAAAUAACCAUGUAAAAGAUACUACUGCAUGGACACUUGGUAGAAUUUUUGAGUUUCUUCAUGGAUCCACUGUGGAAACACCUAUUAUCACACCCGAGAACUGCCAGCAGAUUCUCACUGUCCUGCUUCAGAGCAUGAAAGAUGUUCCAAAUGUUGCUGAAAAAGCUUGUGGUGCUUUGUACUUCCUAGCUCAAGGCUACGAGGAUGUUGGUGCAGCAUCUCCGUUGUCUCCUUUCUACCAGAACAUUAUACAGGCUCUUCUCACUGUUACACGCAGAGAGGAUGCUGGGGAAUCACGCUUAAGGACUGCAGCUUAUGAGACUCUGAAUGAAAUUGUGAGGUGUUCAACUGAUGAGACAGCUCCAAUUGUAAUGCAGUUGGUACCUGUCAUCAUGAUGGAGCUCCAUCAAACACUCGAAGCACAAAAGCUCUCAUCAGAUGAGAGGGAGAAGCAGAAUGAACUGCAGGGUCUUCUGUGUGGGUGCUUGCAGGUCAUUAUCCAGAAGUUAGGAGCAGCUGAGACAACAAAAUAUGGCUUUAUGCAAUAUACUGAUCAGAUAAUGGAUCUUUUUCUGAGGGUUUUUGCUUGCCGAAAUGCCACCGUGCAUGAGGAGGCUAUGCUUGCAAUUGGUGCUUUGGCAUAUGCCACCGGGACAAACUUUUUAAAAUACAUGCAAGGAUUUUAUCCAUAUCUGGAGAUGGGUCUUCAAAACUUCGAGGAGUAUCAGGUCUGUGCUAUAACAGUUGGUGUGGUGGGAGAUUUAUGCAGGGCAUUGGAGGACAAGAUUCUGCCUUUUUGUGAUGGAAUCAUGACACAGCUUCUCAAGGAUCUCUCUAGUAACCAAUUGCACAGAUCUGUCAAGCCCCCAAUAUUUUCAUGCUUUGGUGAUAUCGCCCUUGCGAUAGGAGAAAACUUUGAAAAGUACUUAAUCUAUGCCAUGCCUAUGCUACAGAGUGCUGCUGAGCUGUCUGCACAUGCUGUGGCAGAUGAUGAUGACAUCCUUGAGUACACCAACCAACUAAGAAAUGGGAUUCUGGAGGCAUACUCUGGGAUAUUACAAGGAUUUAAAAGUUCCCCCAAGACCCAGCUGCUGAUGCCUUAUGCAUACCACAUCCUUCAGUUCAUCGAUACAUUGUACAGUGAGAAGGACAUGGAUGAUGCGGUGAUGAAGACUGCAAUUGGUGUACUAGGAGACUUGGCUGAUACCUUGGGCAGUCAUGUUGGUCCUUUGAUCAAUCAAUCUGUAUCAAGUAAAGGCUUUUUGGAAGAAUGCUUGUCAUCAGACGACGGAUUGAUCAAAGAGUCUGCUGAUUGGGCUAAAUUAGCCAUCAGCCGUGCAGUUUCUGGUUGAUGAUGAUUCUUGAUUAAUUUAGAGGUCUGCAUGCAUUGGGGUCAUGUCAAGUCUGGUCUGCAAUUGCAUUCAUGUGUAGGUCAUCACCAGUUUGCACAAAGGAUUUCAUUUUGGGCGGAGUCACCGAGGGUCAUUGUGAAGUUUUUCCACAAGCACCAUGGAGAAGGGUUCACCUCCUUAUUUCCUUGGAGAAGCUAGAGGGGGCACCUCUGGCUGAUGCUUCUCUUCUAAAAAGAAUCUGGAGAGGGCUGUGUUCCAAGGGCCAUGCACCCGAAGUCCCUUUCGCAUGAUUGCCUGUCAUUGGUCUCCCUGGUGGUUCGUUGCAUUAUACCGAUGAGGUUACUCUAACGCCAUUCUUUUUUGGGCUUCUCUUUGGUGUCUUGAGUCGACAAUACCUGAAAUCAACACUCACCUUUGCCUCAGUAUCUUUCAGGUUGAUGCUCUCGAUUAUGGUCAAUGUACCCUCGGCACUCCACAAUCCUUAUAUUCAUAAUGUUUUGGAUAUUUCUUUGGAAGUUCUGUUCAUGGUCUUGCAUUGUUUUGAGUUUGCAUUUCAUCUUCCUCCUCUUGUAUGUACACUUAUGUGGAAUCUACACAUGGUUUUCUUCUCA
Molecule: messenger RNA, 3395 nt
Organism: Musa acuminata AAA Group (dessert banana)
Lineage: Eukaryota; Viridiplantae; Streptophyta; Magnoliopsida; Zingiberales; Musaceae
Product: importin subunit beta-1-like
Exons: 3
Coding region: 169-2784 (871 amino acids)
Biological process (GO): protein import into nucleus
Cellular component (GO): cytoplasm; nucleus
Molecular function (GO): small GTPase binding; nuclear import signal receptor activity
Source: RefSeq, a predicted model, not a curated record